Molecule: messenger RNA, 2315 nt
Organism: Selaginella moellendorffii
Lineage: Eukaryota; Viridiplantae; Streptophyta; Lycopodiopsida; Selaginellales; Selaginellaceae
Product: protein transport protein SEC16B homolog
Exons: 10
Coding region: 104-2119 (671 amino acids)
Biological process (GO): COPII vesicle coat assembly; autophagy
Source: RefSeq, a predicted model, not a curated record
GGAAAGGGCAUUUGGAAGAAGCUGAGGCUUUGUUUGAGAACAUAAAGGAGGAGCGCGAUGUCUUGGCUCUCGCUGUCUACAGACAACUCCAACCGAACAGCAAAUGCAGGCAACUGCAUUUGAGGUGAAAAGGCUACUGAUUGCCGGAAAGCAGAAGGCUGCUCAAGACGGGCAACUUUGGGGAUGUGCUCUUCUUAUGGCCCGGCAGCUGGGAGAGAAGUUCUACACCGACACUAUAGCGGAGAUGGCUCAACGUCAGUUUCAACCAGGGUUUCCCCUCCGGACUCUAACUCUUCUUUAUGCUGGUCAACAUGCCGGAGUGUUCGUAGGGAACACUAAUUUGUCGAACGUAACAGCGCUUCAACCUCAACCGGUUCCAGCGUCCGCUGUAGAUGGUGCAACACAGGACGCAGUAGAAGGAAUGCUUGAAGAAUGGCAGGAAAACCUGGCUAUAAUGGCAGCUAACCGAACUAAUGGGGACGAGAGAGUGAUUAUGCAUCUUGGUGAUUGUCUCUGGAGACAUCGAGAUGAGAUAUGUGGAGCCCAUAUUUGCUAUCUUGUUGCAAAUGCUAGUUUUGAGCCUUUCUCCCCUUCUGCCAGACUUUGUCUUAUAGGUGCCGACCAUUGUAAGUAUCCACGCACGUACGCUAGUCCAGAAGCUAUCCAGCGAAUGGAAGUGUACGAAUUUGCAAGAGUGACCGGCAAUUCCCAGUUUAUUUUACUUCCUUUUCAGCCAUACAAGCUUAUUUAUGCAUUGAUGCUUGCUGAAGCUGGAAAGAUAAACGAAGCUUUAAGGUAUUGCCUAGCGGUGUUGAAAACAUUGAAAACAGCGAGCCAUGCAGCUGAUGUGUGCAAAGAAGCGGCUGUAGCCUUGGAAGAGCGUCUUCAUAUCCACUCUCAGGUUUCUAAGUGGACACUCGGCUUUUAUACUCACUUUCCUGUUAUCCAGGGAGGCUCAACGUCAAUUGUGCAACGGUUUUUUGGCAAUAUUGGUCUACAUAAGAUGAUAGGCCCUUCGCCCCUGAAAGCUUCUGAUAAUGCUGGUAUUAAUAACCGUCCCGCAACAGCUUCUAGCAGAAGCAAUGUAUCACUUGCCUCGUCGGCAUCAAUGGAACCCAUAAAUGAUAUUACGAGAAGAUCCAACAUGCCAGCGAGAAGCAUUUCUGAGCCUGACUUUAGGCCUGCACAGGUCGUUAGUCCAGCGAAAGGAACGCCAAACAGAGGCGUCUUUACUUCUUUCGUGCAAAGAGCGAUGGGCUUCAUAAAAACACCUUCGAAGGAGGCAAAGCUUGGCGACAGCAACAAGUUUAGAUACGACGAGACACUGAAGCGCUGGGUUGAAGAAGGAGCCGAGGCACAAGCGCCAGACCUUCCGUUGGCUCCUCCUCCCACGGCAAACAAGCUCGUCUCGCGCGUGGAGGAGAACGGCGCUCCUAUUUCCAUGUCUCCGGAGAGACCACAGCCAACUCCGGAAAGGCCGCAACCGGUUGUGAGUGGAAUCCCACCAAUGCCUCCGAGCAGUAACCAGUACGCAGCUCGUGCACGUCAAAACGUUAGAUCAAGAUAUGUCGAUACAUUCAACAAAGGUAGCGUAACACCAUCCAAGACAUCAUCGGACUCUCCUCCACUGUUUGGCGUGGUGCCAAAGGCAAGCGCAAAGCCUUUGGCUCCAGCGAGAUUUUUCGUGCCUGCGGCCGCUGCUGCCGCUGCUCCAGAUAUCAACAGCAACCAUUCGGUGGAUCCUUCCUCGGCACCGGCCUUUGUCCCCGACACGGCAUUCUCAAACGGGAAUGGACCGUUUGCAGCGGCGGCAUUCGCUCAGCCGGUUGUACAGGAUAUGAGAAACGAUCUGGGGCCAACGCCUGAUCAUCUCUCGAGCGGCUCUUCGCCAGCAAUGUUCUAUUCGAAUCACUAUCCAGCAGCACCGUCGACCAUCUCGUUGCUGCCACCUCCAGCUCUGGAAGUCACUCCGCCAGUGAUGGUCGAGCAGCAGCAGCAAAACCAACACCAGGAAAGUUCGAUUCAUCGGCACCACCAUCAACAGUCCGGCACAGUGGGAUUCGAAGCUGCCAGUUCCUCCGGAGUGUUUGGAGACGACUUGCAAGAGGUGGAAUUGUAAAUCACACUCCACAAGUAAGUAGUGUUGCUGGGUGGAUUUUGGUAGAGCAGUGUAGCGAAGUAGUAGUCGUGGAAGGAGGAAUUUUUUUUUGGCUGGGUGAUUCUUUGGAGCCACGAGCGAAGCGACGAAGCUCCUUAAAGUUGCUAGAGAAAGGAAACUCUUUACAGUGUAACAAAUAAAAGCAAAGGCCUUGUGA